CUGCUUGUUUCCCCUCUUGAAUGGCUCUUUCAUCAGGAUGUGUUGGGACAAGUGCUUUUUCAAGGCAGGAUAUCAGUGGAAGACACAGUGUUCCCUAAAAGCCAUCCAGUUCCCGGGGAGCAUCGGCAGCCGCGAUUCCUCUGCUCCACACAGAAAAUACGCUUGACCUUUUCUUUGCCAUCUGCUGGUUUGGUUUUUUAUGGGUUUAGAAGCAAAAGUAUGUGAGUUUUCCAGCUGGUUAUGAAUCUUUUCGAUUUUGCUGACUUCUGUCUGACGCUGGGGCCACCACGAUGCUGCCGCCGUGCAAAGAAAACCAGCCCGAAUUACCUCAGUGAGAGCUUUUUCAUGGUGAAAGGUGCAGCUCUUUUCUUACAGCAAGGAAACAGCUCCCAGGGCCAGAGAAGCCUCCAGCAUCCCCACAAGCAUGCAGGUGACUUGCCCCAGCACCUCCAGGUGAUGAUCAACCUCCUGCGCUGCGAGGACAGGAUCAAACUGGCCGUGCGUUUGGAGAGCGUGUGGAGCGACCGCGUGCGCUACAUGGUGGUGGUGUACAGCAACGGGCGGCAGGACACCGAGGAGAACAUCCUGCUGGGAGUGGACUUCUCCAGCAAGGAGAGUAAAAGCUGCACUAUAGGAAUGGUUCUUCGCCUGUGGAGUGAUACUAAAAUCCAUCUGGAUGGGGAUGGUGGCUUCAGCGUGAGCACUGCAGGGAGGAUGCACAUCUUCAAACCUGUGUCAGUGCAAGCCAUGUGGUCUGCUUUACAGAUCCUCCACAAAGCCUGUGAAGUUGCCAGGAGGUACAACUACUUCCCAGGGGGGGUGGCCUUGGUGUGGGCCACCUACUACGAGAGCUGCAUCAGCUCGGAGCAGAGCUGCAUCAACGAGUGGAACGCCAUGCAGGACCUGGAGUCCACCCGCCCCGACUCCCCCGCCCUCUUUGUUGACAAGCCGACAGAAAGGGAACGAACGGAGCGGCUCAUUAAAGCCAAGCUCCGGAGCAUCAUGACCAGCAAGGACCUGGAAAAUGUGACUUCCAAGGAGAUCCGAAAUGAGCUGGAGAAACACAUGAACUGCAACUUGAAGGAAUUCAAGGAAUUUAUAGACAAUGAGAUGCUGCUGAUCCUGGGUCAGAUGGACAAACCAUCCCUGAUUUUUGAUCAUUUGUACCUGGGCUCCGAGUGGAACGCUUCCAACCUGGAGGAGCUGCAGGGCUCGGGCAUUGACUACAUCCUGAAUGUCACCCGGGAGAUCGACAACUUCUUCCCGGGCCUGUUCGCGUACCACAACAUCCGCGUGUACGACGAGGAGACCACGGACCUGCUGGCACACUGGAACGAGGCUUAUCACUUCAUCAACAAGGCCAAGAAGAACCACUCCAAGUGCCUGGUGCACUGCAAGAUGGGCGUGAGCCGCUCGGCAUCCACGGUCAUCGCCUACGCCAUGAAGGAGUUUGGCUGGUCCCUGGAGAAGGCCUACAACUACGUGAAGCAGAAGCGCAGCAUCACGCGGCCCAACGCCGGCUUCAUGCGGCAGCUGCUGGAGUACGAGGGCAUUUUGGAUGCCAGCAAGCAGCGCCACAAUAAGCUGUGGAAGCAGCAGGCAGAGAGCAACCUGCCCCAGAACACCGACGGCACCACGGGCUCAGGAGACUUCUUACUGGAGAGCUUGGACAUUGACCUGGAAAACCGCCUGGCUGACCUGGACAUGCCUUCCCAGUCUGCCUACCUGGACAACCGGGCCGGCUCCGAGGGCUUCGGGUACUGCUUCCGCCGCCUCUCGGACACGCUGCUGGAGAACAAAAUUCCCGGCGACAGGGAGGGCUUCUUCCACAUGGAGCAGCUGGAGCGGGAUGCCCUGGUGGGACAACCUCCAUCUGCACCUUCCCAGGGGAGGCUGCUGGAGAUGGAAAAGGCCCCAGAGAGAGCGGAGCCACUGGCAGAGCUGGGCGGCUUCUGUGAGAAAGAGGCAAAGAAGAAGCUGGACUUCAGCCCCAGGAAGGGAAGGAUGGUCCUUGGGGAGCCAGGGGAGGACGGUGUGAGGGAGGAAAAUCCCAUGGAAAAGUGGAAGCGGCGUUUGUCCAUGCACAAGGAGGAGAGCAGGCUCAAUAGGGAGAACUUGAAUAACAACAACAGCAAAAGGAGUUGCCCAGAGGAUUUUGAGCACGAUGCCGUGUUUGGGAUCCUCAGCAAGGUGAAGCCUUCCUACCAGUCCUGCACUGACUGCAUGUACUCCUCAGCGGGGUUGGCCCCCGACCCCUUUGGGGAGCAGUGCGAGAGGCUCGGCGCCGCGCGGCGCAGCAGCACCAUCUGCACCCAGCCCCCCCUGCUGUCCCACCUGCACUCCCACCUGAUGGAACACCUGCCCAGCAGGGCACCCCCCGAGGAGCCAGGCAGGACUAAACAUAACGAGGCUCCGCUCCCUCUGGCACCAGGAGCCGGGGCCGUGGAGGUUGGCACGUGCAGGUCCCUGGAUCAGCACUGUGGCCUUUUGGAGAGAGGGAAAGAUGCGCCAAAAACCCCCGAGAAAACUCUGCUGCCCAGGAGAAACUCCCACUGUGACAGGAGCCUCCUUCACGCAGAGGUGGUGAGGGAAGAGUCUCUGGCCAGAAAGGACCCCAGACCUACCAAGGACCUGAAGUACCUGUUGUUCAGCAAAGACUUGGAAAAGCCGAGCGCCAACAGUUACUUGAUGCAGCACCAGGAGUCGCUGCUCCAGCUGCAGAAAGCAGGGUUGGUCAGGAAGCACACCAAAGAGCUGGAGCGCCUCAAGAGCCUGCCCUCAGACCCCUCAGCACUGCUCAGGGACAGCCCCCUGGGCAGGGUGGACUCCAGUAUCGUGGAGGAAAGCGAGGACUUGAUGGCCCAUCCUGGCCUUGUGCCUCUCCUGGCACCGGCCCCACUGGUGCCCGGAGAUGCCGAGAACGACGUGGAGAAGCUGGGGGUGAAGCGUGUCCUGGAGGGGAUCUCCCAGAAAACCUCCACACCAGCCAGCUGCCGCCUGGAGCACACGAGCAGCUUCACCAAGGACUUCCUGAAGACCAUCUGCUACACCCCCUCCUCCUCCCGCAGCUCCAACCUGACCCGGAGCUCCAGCAGCGACAGCAUCCACAGCGUGCGGGGCAAGCCCGGCCUGGUGAAGCAGCGCACGCAGGAGAUCGAGACCAGGCUGCGCCUGGCCGGCCUCACCGUGUCCUCCCCCCUGAAAAGGUCCAACUCCCUCGCCAAGCUGGGGUGUCUGAACCUGUCCUCCGAGGAUUUGUCGAGUGACGUGGACGUGGCCACCAUCACAGACUCCAAGGAGGCCGUGUCCAGCGAGUGCUCCGUGCUCUGUGAGCCCCCGCCGAGGAGCGCGGACGGCACCUCCAAACCAGGGGUGAAGCCUCUGCCUGGGAACUUGAAGAACACGCUGUGGAUGGGCAAAAGUUGAUGCUUUGCAGGGGGAGGAGGGGGCUGGAUUUUGGGGGUUUGCAGCAUUUAUUCAUUACACCAGUGCUGUUUUAUCAUCUGACUUGCAGCAGCUCAUCUGGUGCCACCUCCUCGUCCCCUCUUUGUGCUCCAAGAGAGGAGGAAAGAACCAUGAUGGGUCACAAUGAAGGGCACAAGGGAAAUAAAAUGUGUUGCAUGGCUUAGAGGAGGAUUUGGUGUGUGACUUGCCUGUUGUCCUGCAGGAUACUCUUCCUAGUACUGUUUGCCAAGUGUAAUAAUGUGGAUUUGUGUGUGGUUAUGGAUAGAUAUUUGUAUCUCUAUCUAUAUCUAAAAUGCUGAAAUACUCUGUUUCAAAGACUCAAAAUAAUUAUUCAUGACUUUUUUUUACAGAACAAACACAAGUCUCUGUUUAAACAGAGCACUUGUGGAAAAUCCUUAAAAUGGUGACACGCACACUA
Molecule: messenger RNA, 3883 nt
Organism: Agelaius phoeniceus (red-winged blackbird)
Lineage: Eukaryota; Metazoa; Chordata; Aves; Passeriformes; Icteridae
Gene: SSH1
Product: slingshot protein phosphatase 1
Biological process (GO): protein dephosphorylation; negative regulation of actin filament polymerization
Molecular function (GO): actin binding; phosphatase activity
Source: RefSeq, a predicted model, not a curated record